Poecilia reticulata (guppy) is the source of this 4840-nucleotide messenger RNA. RefSeq names its product C-terminal binding protein 2a (gene ctbp2a). Gene Ontology annotation, molecular function: DNA-binding transcription factor binding; transcription coregulator binding; NAD binding. Gene Ontology annotation, cellular component: nucleus. Gene Ontology annotation, biological process: regulation of transcription by RNA polymerase II. The record is from RefSeq and is a predicted model, not a curated record. NCBI's taxonomy places the organism in Eukaryota, Metazoa, Chordata, Actinopteri, Cyprinodontiformes, Poeciliidae.
CUUCGUCCUGUGAUCGGGUCUUCCAUGGAAUAACUCAGCUGCCUCCACAGUGUUUGUGUGGUUUUGUGUGAUAUGGAUGAUUUUGUGUGUGGUGUCCUUUUUCCUCUUGCACAACAAGGCAGCAUGACCAGGGAUUAAUUAUUCAAGGACUGCAAGCUAAAGGGGGAGUCAUCCGAUAGCUGGGACUUAUAACAAGCUGGUAUCAGGUGAAACUGUGCACUUUGUUAGGUGUUUUUUUGUGCUUGCUUUGUGCUUCCCUUCGGUUCUUUCUUUGAUGCUGGAGAAUUGAACUUUUAAAUACUCCAAAGAAAUUUUUAUUGUGGGUUUUUUUUUAUAUCAGAUUUUUUUUAAAGAAAAGCUAUUUCCUUUUUUUGCCAAUGCUUGUUACGAACAAACAAUUGGGUCUUGGACGCUCCCACAGUUGGGACACGUUGGGGGGGAAUGAGGGUCAGUGGGAGAGGCAGUGCGACAGUGUGUACGACCAGCAAGCAAGAGUAGCAGGUCGACGGAGCUCCCUGUCAUACGGGGAGGGAGGAGGCUGGUACGAAGCUCCACUGGGGGUGCGUCCCCCUGACCUGGAUUUGAAACGUGCUUCAUAUUCUUACCAAGACUCUUCCUACGGACAGGUCUACACAGAGCGGCACGACCCACGCGGACUCAGGAAGAGCUCUGUGCCAGACAUAAACCACUACGAACGGGUACCAAUGGCUCACCGAGGCUCCUUUUCGCAUCAAGAUUACUACUCUCAUGACCCAGCCAUGACUCCUCGGCCACCUGAAGGCAUUUACAGGCCAGAGCACCAGCCUCCGCCACCUCACCCUCAUCAACUCAGCAGGUCAGGCUCCCAUUUUGGAAUAGCUCCUGGGGCUCGUACUGUGUGGGAUCAAACUCAGUCAGGGAGAAGUGGGCCUCAAGCUCCUUCAUCACCUCUGCCUCCACAACCACCUCCAACAGCCCAUGAGUUAAGUCGGACUUACAGGGAACCUGGGGGUAUAACCGUUGCCAAGAUUAUGCAAGACGGCCAACAGCGCUUACCUUCCAGAGACCUACCUCCCGGUCACUAUGGUAUGGACCAUCCAUCUCCUCGAUAUGCCAGUGAACCACCCCCUCUCACCGGGCCGUCCGUCUAUACAGAUGUUGAUGGACGGCCUCUGGAUUCACAGCAGCAAGUUGCCACCUGUCUCGUUGUAGAUCCAGCAACUCAAGGUAUGAUGAGGCAAGAGACUGCAUCACCUUACACCAUCCAACAACAGCAGCACUUGCAUCAGCAACAGUUACAACAGCAGCAGUUGCAACAGCAACAAUUACAACAGCAGCAACUUCAACAGCAGCAAUUACAACAGCAGCAACUUCAGCAGCAGCAGUUGCAACAACAGCAACUUCAACAGCAGCAGUUGCAACAACAGCAACUUCAACAGCAGCAGUUGCAACAACAGCAACUUCAACAACAGCAGCUACAGCAGCAGCCAAUUCAGCAGCAGCCUUUACAGCAGCAGCUUCAACAAGAACAGUUGCAGCAGCAGCAUCUGCAACAGCCGCUUCCACCUCCACCGGCCAUGCCUGUGCCUGAUCCUAACCUUGCUCUGUCCUCUCCACUUCCAGCUCCAACUGCUCAAAUGCAAACUGUGGCAGUUGUUGCUGCUGCACCUCCAUCUGUUCAGAGUGCCCCUACUCCAGCUCUUCCUCCUCCUCCAGCUUCCCCACUUCCUGCUCCACCUUCUAUGCCUCCUGUAUCAUCUGUUCCACAGACACCUUUGCCUGUGGACCCCAAGAAGACGGUGGAUCCAGAAUUCCUUUCUUUUCUGCGUAAUGAAGGCCUCUCGGAGAGCACCAUUUCUUCACUCAUACAGCAAGGCUUUGACUCUAGUAGCUUGUUAGCUGUUAUGGAGGAAAAUGAUGUCCGCACUGUGGCCCCCAAUCUUGGCCAGGCUCGCGUACUGUCUCGGUUGGUUCAUAACUACAAGCGGCCCAUUGAAGCUACACCAGCCCCAUCCCGUCCUCAAACACCCAUGCGAGGUCGCUCUAAUAGCUUUAGCCAUCGCUCAGACAUCUAUCAGCAACAUCAUCACCACCAUCCACCGCACCUUUCUCAGGCUUUGGCUGUAGAUCCUCAACUAAUGCCCCCACCAACUCCUGGGGUCAUGCAAACCAUUUCUCCAAGGAUAGGAGAAGUAGUAAGUCGGAGGCCAAGCAGUGCUCCCUCUCAAAACCUCAUGGAAGUCACAGGGGGCUACCCAGGUCAACCACCUCGUUCACCUGGACCAUACACUGGAGCCCUUAUGCCUGUCCAGUCAAGACCAAUGUCUGCUUACUCCGCAGGGGUAACGAUGCCCGGGGUGCCUAUGCAAGGUAUGCAAAUUAUACCACAGCAGAUGACUGGGUCAAUGCCUGUACUACAAGGAUCCAUUCAUUCUAUGCAAGGUAUGCCACAGCACAUGCCUGUAUCAUUGCCAGCAUUACAGCAACCCCCCCAACAAGUACCAAAGGCAUACUCUACCAAUUAUACAGUCCCUAUGGAGCUGAUGAAAAGGGACAGGAAUUUGCUGCCAUUAUCCCCCAUGCACAGCCCUCAUCCAAGCCCUCAGUUGAUUCGUAAGGGUGGGGGUCCUACAACAGACAAUGCCAUGGUCCCCGUGGGAGCUCCAGUUCAAGGUCAAAGUGCACUGACUGCUAACCAGAAGUUAAGUCGACGCACAGGUCCUCCUGUCAUUGUGUCCACCAUGGCUUCUCCAGACAUAAGUAUCCGGCCCCAGAUUAUGAAUGGGCCUAUGCGCCCGCGCCCCCUGGUGGCGCUGCUGGACGGGCGCGACUGCACCGUAGAGAUGCCCAUCCUCAAAGACCUGGCCACCGUGGCUUUCUGUGACGCUCAGUCCACGCAGGAGAUACACGAAAAGGUGCUGAACGAGGCCGUGGGGGCCAUGAUGUACCACACCAUCACCCUGACCAGAGAGGACCUGGAGAAGUUCAAGGCGCUGCGCAUCAUCAUACGCAUCGGCAGCGGCUACGACAACAUCGACAUCAAGGCCGCCGGGGAGCUCGGCAUCGCCGUGUGUAACAUUCCUUCAGCAGCUGUAGAAGAAACGGCAGACUCGACGCUUUGUCACGUCCUUAACCUGUACCGGCGAAACACAUGGCUGUACCAGGCUCUCCGGGAGGGCACGCGGGUCCAGAGUGUGGAGCAGAUCCGGGAGGUGGCGUCGGGGGCAGCCAGGAUCCGGGGCGAGACACUCGGUCUCAUCGGAUUUGGGCGCACGGGCCAGGCGGUGGCCAUGCGGGCCAAGGCGUUUGGCUUCAACGUCAUCUUCUACGACCCUUACCUGCAGGACGGCUUGGAGCGCUCGCUCGGAGUCCAGCGGGUCUACACGCUGCAGGAUCUGCUGUACCAGAGCGACUGCGUGUCCCUGCACUGCAACCUGAAUGAACACAACCACCACCUCAUCAACGACUUCACCAUCAAACAGAUGCGCCAAGGGGCUUUCCUGGUCAACACGGCACGGGGAGGGCUAGUGGAUGAGAAAGCUCUGGCUCAGGCCCUCAAAGAAGGCAGGAUACGCGGCGCUGCGAUGGACGUCCAUGAGUCAGAGCCUUUCAGCUUUUCCCAGGGCCCUCUCAAAGACGCCCCCAACUUGAUCUGCACGCCCCACACCGCCUGGUACAGUGAGCAGGCGUCGCUGGAGAUGAGGGAGGCCGCUGCCACGGAAAUCCGCAGAGCGAUCACCGGUCGCAUUCCCGACAGCCUGCGGAACUGCGUCAACAAAGAGUUCUUCGUGUCCACGGCGCCGUGGGGGAUGAUGGAGCAGCAGCAGCCCCAGGUCCACCCAGAGAUCAACGGCGCUGCCUACAGAUUCCCUCCCGGAGUGAUGGGCGUCGCACCUGGCGGGAUAAUCGGACCUAUGGAGGGAUUGGUGCCUGGGGGCCUGCCCAUCGCCCACACGCUCCCCCCGGGCACCCAUCCGUCACAGGCUGCCUCCCCGCAUCAACCCUCCAAACACGGCGACCCCAUGAGAGAGCACAUGACUGAGCCGUAGUAGGACCGCCGCCGGAGCUGACGAGGGUCACGAAACCAGUGUAAACACCAAGGAUCCGACCGAGUCAACCCAUCCAAACAUAAGCUUGACUUCAGCCAUCUGGACCUACCAGCAAACUGCCUGUGGGGCAAUGUGUUACGCACUCUGUUUUUUUUUGUUUUUGUUUUGUUUUUUUUGUAUGAAACCACUAGACCCAAGUGAGGACAGUGGACGACGGUGCACGCCUGAGCUGCCACACCGAGAUGGGACUGAGCGACUGUCAAACUCCUGUGCAGAAGAUCCAAACUCUCUCCCUGUUUCAGAUUUGAUUUUGCCUCCUGAUUGGGAAAAUAAAAAGUGAAGUUUUUCUUUAUAUUGUUACCAUUCCGUCUGUAUUAUGGAGGUUUUCCUCUGACUUCUGGGAUGCGUUACCAGGAACUAAAGGCAGAACGGAAACCUGAUCCCCGUCCUCCCUGGACCGUGUCAAGACUAAUUUUCCCUUUUAGUUUUUUUCUUCUUUUUUUUCUUCACACUUCUGCUCAAAUACAUGUUUUUGUUUUACUCCAUUCUGAAUGUUUAUUUUUCCGUGCUUCUGUUGAAAAUCUGUUUGUUUUUUUCUGUUGUUCAGUCUGUGAAAAACUCGAGGGUUUACAGUCGUGUUUUAGCAGACAGGAAAGAUGAGGAGUUCCUUUGAUCUAAACUCUAGUUCCGCCUGUCUCGGUCUGUGAAGGGUUGUGCCCCCAGAAUGUAAAGAAAAGUUAGGAGAAAGUAGAUCUGGAAUAACAUUUGGAUUUGUGAGGAAUGACCCUUUUAAACCAAAAAAAAAAAAAAAG